Eubalaena glacialis (North Atlantic right whale) is the source of this 840-nucleotide messenger RNA. RefSeq names its product BEN domain containing 6 (gene BEND6). Gene Ontology annotation, cellular component: nucleus. Lineage: Eukaryota; Metazoa; Chordata; Mammalia; Artiodactyla; Balaenidae. The transcript is spliced from 5 exons. Gene Ontology annotation, molecular function: DNA binding; transcription corepressor activity. The record is from RefSeq and is a predicted model, not a curated record. Bases 1 to 840 code for a protein of 279 amino acids. Gene Ontology annotation, biological process: positive regulation of neuron differentiation; negative regulation of Notch signaling pathway.
AUGCAGAAGAUCUUGCAAACAGAGGAAAUUACCAAUACCCAAGCUCUUAGAAAAGGAAAGAGGAAAAGGACGGAGACGAUGGACUCAGAGAAUGUGAACAGUGACCUGGAUAAAGGGCAGAGAGACCCAUAUUCGGGAAAUGCCUUUCUGCCCGGUGAGAGCUCCAGUGAGGAUGAAGAGCCUCUAGCAGAAUUGUCGAAGGAGGAAUUGUGCACAAAAAUAAGAGGGCUGAAACAAAAACUAACAAACAUCCGGAAAGAAAACAGCCGCCUUCGGCAGUCUUUGGUCACACUUCAAGUUUUACCACAGGCCGUCACCCAGUUUGAAGAAUUGGUUGGUAUGGCGGAGGCCCUGCUCAAGGGUGGAGGAACCCUGUCCACGUCUGCGUCCACCCUCUGGAGAGCAACAAAUAACUCCUCACCAGAUUCAUUUGCCUCCACGUGUAGUAAUUCUAAUUCUAAUUCCAGUUCACCAGUUUCCUUGAAAGCUGAGGAAGAGCAUCACACGGAUGAGAAACAGUUCAAGAUUGAAAAAUGGCAGAUUGCCCGUUGCAACAAGAGCAAGCCUCAGAAGUUUAUUAAUGAUUUAAUGCAAGUGCUUUACACAAAUGAAUACAUGGCCACACACAGCCUGACAGGGGCAAAAUCCUCUACUUCAAGGGACAAGGCAGUGAAACCAGCUAUGAAUCAGAAUGAAGUUCAAGAAAUCAUAGGAAUCACAAAACAAUUAUUUCCCAACACAGAUGAUGUUUCAAUUAGGAGAAUGAUAGGGCAAAAGCUAAACAAUUGUACCAAGAAGCCAAAUUUGAGCAAAAAUCUGAACUCUCAGGAUAUUAAGUAG